AUGUGGGAGCCCCGACCCCCAUCGCAGUCGGGGGAGUGGAAGGGAAGCGGGGCCGCGCCGGGACUCAGCGGGCUCUGCCCCGCGCCCACCGCCGCCAGCCCCCCUCCGCCGGGCAGCGCCCAGGGCGCGCCCCCACCCGCCCGCCCCCGGCCCCUCCUGGACCCCGAAGUCCGGUCCCCGCCACCCCGUUCACGGGACGGGCCCGCGCUCCGCUUUCUCGCCGCCCCGGGCGUGCGGGGUGCCCGGCGGGUGCCCACGGCGCCCCCUCCGACAGCGCCGCCUCCCGAGGCCCCGGUCCCGCGUCCCGCCCGCCGGCCCCGAGCCGCGCUCUGCGCCCCCAGCCCCGGCCGGGCGCCCGGACGGACCGAGGGCGGCUCCCCGUCACCCGCGGGUCCGGACGCCGACCCGGUGCCUCGCCGCCCGGGGCCCGCGCCCGUCCGCCCGCCCCCGCCGCGCACCGUCCCGACAGUCGGGGCGCCCGAGGGCUCAGGGUGUGCGACCCGCAGCCGCCCGCCCCCGCCACCCGGACCCCAGCCCGCGGGCUCCCUCCCGGCGGCGGGUGGGGAGGUCGGAGCGGCGGGCACCCAAGUGGGAGGGACCGGAGCCGCCGGCCCUGCCCCCGCCGCCCGCGACCCUCGGACCCCGGACCCCGGACCCGGACCCGGACCCCGGACCCCGGACCCGGACCCGGCUGACCUGCCGCUGCGCGCCGCUCCGCUGUCUCGGCUGCCGCUCGGCUCCGGCUCCGGCUCCGGCUCCGGCCGCGCCGCUCACGGGCGCCCCCUGCAGGCGUCUCCGAGGCUGCGCUGUCCCCGCCCCGCCCGCCGCGCGGGGAAACCGAGACACGCCCCGCUCCUGGUCGAGAGCGUGCUCGAAUGCAGACCCGGGCCCGCUGGCCGGCGGGUGGCCUUCCGUGUGCCCCUCCUGGCAGCGUGGCUGGGGCAGCGAGCCUGCUUCCCCUGCGACUUCCCAGGUGCUAACGGGUGCAUCCGACCCCGGCUCCUGCGCCCGUGCUCGCCGGAGGAGCGGUUGUCUCCCGCAUCGGGGGCCCGGCGGCAGCAGAGGGCGGGGGAGCCCGACUUCAUCACCGCCGGCUCCGUCUGA
Myotis myotis is the source of this 1104-nucleotide messenger RNA. Its product is annotated as basic proline-rich protein-like. The record is from RefSeq and is a predicted model, not a curated record. Bases 1 to 1104 code for a protein of 367 amino acids. NCBI's taxonomy places the organism in Eukaryota, Metazoa, Chordata, Mammalia, Chiroptera, Vespertilionidae. The transcript has 3 exons.